AUGUGGUUGGCAUCUCUGUGUGCCAUUGUCCUCAGCUUUGCACGCGUCAAUGUUGGAGACGACUCCUCCAAUCUGUUCAUUCUCCCCACUGCACCCGGGCCAAGCAACAAUUUUGUUGCAAACUCAUCGUGGACACUUGGAUCUACUCAGAAGAUCCAAUGGUCCACAACCAUCAACUCAUCUUAUUAUAUUGCCUUGUUCCAGCAAAGCAUUAACCCGGCUUCUGGGCUACCGCUUCAGACGAUUUACAACGUCGAAGGCGGUGGGACUGGGCAGCAAUCUUUCGACUGGCAGGUCCAGAUUUACAAUUCGAACCUAAGCUUCUCGCCUCUCUACUUCCUAUGGCUCAACCCGGGGAAUCCACAAGGGUUCAAGUCUAACUAUUUCAUCAUCACCAACCAGGCUCAAAGCUCGUCAAGCUCAAGUUCGUCGACCGCCUUUACAUCAUCGACCUCCUUGACAACCAGCAUGAUCGCAAGUUCAUCUUCGAGUACGCCUCCCCAAAGGAGCUCAGAUACUGCCUUUGCGUCUCCUUCCAAUGCCAGCUCUAGCACAGAGAUCGUCAAAGUUGGCCUCGGCGUGGGAGUGGGAAUCGGUAUCCCUUUGGUUCUCAUCGCAGGAAUAUGGAUCGGCCUAAAGUCGGUCAAGCAAAGACAAUCUUCUUCACGCGGUACGAGUUCUGGUGUGCCACUAUCCCAGUUUCCCGACAUGGAAAAUCCUCCCAAAUCAUACCCUCCUCCGAAUGAAUCAAAUUACUACGCAGAUCAAAUCCACGAAGCUCCUGGAGAAAGUCAUCAGUGUCAUGAAUUGCCCGGGGAAACAGCACUAAUCGAGCUCGGCUCAAGACAAUUUUGA
Messenger RNA from Letharia columbiana, 855 nucleotides. RefSeq lists its product as uncharacterized. NCBI's taxonomy places the organism in Eukaryota, Fungi, Ascomycota, Lecanoromycetes, Lecanorales, Parmeliaceae. The coding region runs from base 1 to 855 and encodes 284 amino acids. The record is from RefSeq and is a predicted model, not a curated record. The transcript has 2 exons.